Messenger RNA from Glarea lozoyensis ATCC 20868, 504 nucleotides. RefSeq lists its product as uncharacterized. The record is from RefSeq and is a predicted model, not a curated record. Lineage: Eukaryota; Fungi; Ascomycota; Leotiomycetes; Helotiales; Helotiaceae. Bases 1 to 504 code for a protein of 167 amino acids. The transcript has a single exon.
AUGCCAGAUGGAGAUUCAGCAAAUGACGCCAUUCAACUAGAUUCCCCGUCGUCAUCUCCAACGGCUUUUGAGUAUUUAGGAUUCGAGUAUCUCUUACACUUUGAGCACGAGUGGAACGAGCUAGAGAACUGGAGCGAGCACAUAUACAUCAAAUCUCAAGACGAAUUCUACGCCCCGGCUUUCGAGAAACGUGUUCAAGACAUGAUUCAGGAGCACUAUAAUUCACCUUCUCUCCAGCCCCAAACAGACCCGAAUGUUGAAAUUAUUCGCAUCAGCGUGUUCCCAAAAUAUAACGAGAAGAUUAUUGAAGCAAGGUCAGGGAGUGCUUUUCCAAAAAGGGAGAUCAUCUUGAUUAUCCCGGAUCCUACACAAUUGGGUCAUAAAGAGAUUGACCUACAAGAUUCGUCUACCACUCGUAUUUUUGUCUCAUUCACACGGGGUACAGGCGAGAGCUCUGAAGAUAGCAGUCGUGCAAAGCGGUUCUUUUCAACUCUUCAUGUGUAG